Molecule: messenger RNA, 1106 nt
Organism: Paramecium pentaurelia
Lineage: Eukaryota; Ciliophora; Oligohymenophorea; Peniculida; Parameciidae
Source: the annotation of a GenBank genome assembly
AUGGAUUACUAACAAAAUCAGUGUCAACAUAUUGAUCUUAUUCCUUUUAAUAAUAAGUUCUUUUGUAGAUCAUGUGGAAUUCAUAUGCCUGAAGAUGGGAGUAUUGGAAUUAAAGCUAUGAACUUUUGUUUUCCAGGUUAUCUUAAUCCAAUACAAAAUCUAAAAAAAUAAUGGAAUAGAGCAGUUCCAAUAGGAUCAUUACCAAAUGAAUAUUAAAAAGUAAUCAUCAUUAAAAUAUGAUAGCAACGUUUAUCUUUAAUUGAUUAUAUGAUAGAAUGGAGUGAAAAAUUAAAAUUGUCCAUGAAUUCUUUAUUUCUUGCAGUCUAAUUUUUAGAUUAUUUUGUAUCAUAAAAGAAAGUGGAUCCUGUUUAAUAUAGAUUAUAUGGUGCUACAUGUCUUAUGUUGGCAGGUAUCCAUUUCUUAAUACUUUAGCCAAAUCAAUUGAAUUAGAUGAAAGAAUCCCUUUUAUAAGUAAACUAAGAAGAUAUACCUAUUUACCUUAUGCAACAUUAGAUUUCAGAAGAUGUGAAUGCCAAAUCAUUAAAUAAUUGAAUUGGAAUCUUCAAUGCACUACUUUAAUUGAUUGGGCUGAGGCAGUGAUCUCUUUAGGAAUAGUCUAUUAAUAGGAUGAAUUAGCUCAAUCUGAAAAUAUUCUUAAAGAGAAAAGUACUAAUAUUCUUUAGCAAUAAACUAAUUAACAGAUUAAAUAAGAUAUAUUUAAAGAGCAUUUAGAUACAGUCUUUAAAUAACCUAUUACAGCACAUAAAUAGAUAAAUGAGAAGGUCUAAGAAUAAUUAAUAAGAUUAUGUGUUUCAGUACUUAAAGAUGGUUCUUAUUUGGAUAAGGAUCCAGCAGAAUUGACAGUUUCAGUUGUUGGUUGCGCUCGUAAGGCUAGUGGGUUGAAAACUUCAAUGUAAAAUUAUCAAAAAUAAAAUAGACCAAAAUGCUUGAAUGAAUUAUUGGAAAAUGUAGAACCUAAGUUUUAAGAGGGUUUAACUGAUCACUUUAUUAAAUAAGUAAAAUAGCCGACAAGUGUAUUAGGACGAGCAUUUACAACAGACUUAGAUUUUUUUAGUCUGUAAAAUUACAAACAUAGAAUAGUAUGA